This is a messenger RNA of Parnassius apollo (apollo), 396 nucleotides long. Lineage: Eukaryota; Metazoa; Arthropoda; Insecta; Lepidoptera; Papilionidae. The record is from the annotation of a GenBank genome assembly.
AUGGGUCAUAACCAAGUCAAAAUAAAUCAGCAAAUCUAUCGAGUCAAAGUCUUAAUACCUGGGCUGAUACCGUGGGCACGUAAAUCGUUCGGUUCUGAGCGUUGGACUUUCCAGCAAAACUCGGCACCAUCGCACAGACAAAUUGGAACGCAAAAUUGGUUGAAAGCGAACGUUCCAGUGCUUAUCGACCGAGAUAUGUGGCCGUCGUCAUCACCCGACUUGAAUCCGCUAGACUUUUGUAUUUGGGGUCUUUUACAGGCCACAAAACAGGCUACAAAACACACGUCGGUGAAAGCGCUCAAAGCUAGUCUUACGCGAGAAUGGAAUUGUUUAAGUGAUGACGUCGUUCGAGCAGCGUGCGCUUCAUUCAGGAAGAGACUCAAGCUUGUAGUAUAA